AUGGCGUACAAAGGACCGGCAAAAGUUCAAAAGGUUAUGGUACAACCGAUAAAUCUUAUAUUUAGGUAUUUGCAAAAUCGGUCAAGAGUACAGGUUUGGAUUUAUGAAAAUAUAACUACUAGGAUAGAAGGUCACAUUGUUGGUUUUGACGAAUACAUGAACCUUGUCUUAGAUGAUGCUGAAGAGUUUAAUAUUAAAACGAAAAACAGAAAAGAACUUGGAAGAAUAAUGAUGAAAGGAGAUAAUAUUACAUUGAUACAAAGUCUAGAUUCGACAAAUAGUUCUGGUUGA
This is a messenger RNA of Pediculus humanus corporis (human body louse), 291 nucleotides long. RefSeq lists its product as uncharacterized. The transcript has 2 exons. Gene Ontology annotation, biological process: spliceosomal snRNP assembly; mRNA splicing, via spliceosome. Gene Ontology annotation, molecular function: RNA binding. The coding region runs from base 1 to 291 and encodes 96 amino acids. Gene Ontology annotation, cellular component: U5 snRNP; precatalytic spliceosome; U4/U6 x U5 tri-snRNP complex. Lineage: Eukaryota; Metazoa; Arthropoda; Insecta; Psocodea; Pediculidae. The record is from RefSeq and is a predicted model, not a curated record.